GCGUAAAUAAAGCACGUCCGCCGAAUGGAGAAUGGAAUACAUACCUUCUGUCACAUCCUUGCUGCCUUGCUGCCUUGCUGCCUUGCUGCUCUUCUUGAAGAGUUUUGAGCGCCUCGCCACACCGCUGUCGAAACGGAGAACGAAAGAAUGAAUCUUUCUGUGGAGAAGGGCAAGAUGCAUCCGUUAUUACGAAUAGCAAUGGAUGUAUCUGGGACGUAUGGCCAAACAGGGGAGAUUGAGGAGGCGCGUGCGGCUGUUGAAGCCUUUGCAGAGAGGGCUGGGAGGAGACCGCGAAUUUUGGUUGCGAAAAUGGGUCAAGAUGGGCACGAUCGGGGUGCCAAGGUCGUCGCUACUGGUCUUGCGGAUGUCGGGUUCGAUGUAGACAUCGGCCCGUUAUUCCAGACGCCUGCCGAGGUGGCUCGUCAUGCAAUGGAAGCAGAUGUCCACGUCGUCGGUGUCAGCUCUCAAGCGGCGGGUCACCGAUCGCUCGUGCCGGAGUUGGUCGAGGAGUUAAGAAAGAUCGGAAUGAAUGAUGUGGUGGUGAUUGUCGGUGGGGUUAUUCCGCCGGACGACUACGACUUUUUGUACAAGCAAGGCGUUGGAUGCAUUUUCGGACCGGGGACGAAGAUACCCACGUGUGCAAAAGAGAUCCUCUCCAAGCUCUCAACUUCUUCCUCGCCACCGGAGGCAAAAGAGAGUUGCUGAUCGCAGCUGGCCGUCGCUGUCCCUUGCGAUGACUGAUUUGUAAAGAGGCAUGAUGUGUGCAGGAGUAGAGAAUGCUCAGACAAAGAGAGAGAGAGAGAGAGAGAGAGAGAGAGAGAGAGAGAGAGAGAGAGAGAGAGAGAGAGAGAGAGAGAGAGAGAGAGUUGCAUGAGCACAAGUGUAGCUGCAGCUCUGCUUUCCACCUUCUUUUUGUGUUUUUUAAACUUUUUCAAGUUUUUUGCUAUUUACCCUAAAAAUAUCCCUCCGUCCCAUUAGCAGUAGAGUCAUUCUGCUAACCUGCCUUUUUCCCCUAUUUGGCUUUCACUAGAGGCACCCGCUGGGAAACUGCCCUGUCAGAUGCGAGAUGUGAGGUGUGAGGUUUCAGGUGUCAGCACAUACUCACACAGAGGACUUUUGUGAAUGUAUCUGGCCGCAGGUAGGACCAGAUUCCGGCCAAAUUGUCUUUCUGUUUCCGAGGUGUCAUGUGCCACAGCCAGGUGUAGUGGUUCGUCUGGCCAUCAGUUUAUUUACAGAGCUUUGGUGUACGCUCAGCGCGACCCAGGUUUUGGAGGUACGACCGGAGAACCGCUACUGCUGUAUGCGGCUGGAAAAUGUCUGUUCGAGAGCUUCUGCACUGGUCCGAAGUGUUGUGGGCGAAUCUGUUGGGUCCAGGUUUUUUUUUUUUUUUUUUUUUUUUUUUUUUUUUCCCUGUGGUAGCUGGUGACGUGUGUUCGUCAGUUUCUGCAGCGCUCGUAGUUCUUUGCACUGAGACUAUGUGGUGUCCUUCUGUUGUCGUGUUUAUAAUAUUCUCUAUAUAUAUGAAUAUAUAUGAAUGAAAGAGGAGUACCCACAACCACUCUCGACUUCCAUUCUUCCCCCUUCAUCGGUACGGGAGAGGAGUGGAAUCCGCUCGCGUGUGUAUGUGUCUGGAGCCGAUGCAGAUUGCCCAUGUGGCCCUCUGAGGCUC
Messenger RNA from Chara braunii, 1669 nucleotides. The record is from the annotation of a GenBank genome assembly. Lineage: Eukaryota; Viridiplantae; Streptophyta; Charophyceae; Charales; Characeae.